Messenger RNA from Juglans microcarpa x Juglans regia, 725 nucleotides. RefSeq names its product transcription factor MYB3-like. The transcript has 3 exons. Gene Ontology annotation, biological process: cell differentiation. The record is from RefSeq and is a predicted model, not a curated record. Gene Ontology annotation, cellular component: nucleus. The coding region runs from base 93 to 725 and encodes 210 amino acids. Gene Ontology annotation, molecular function: transcription cis-regulatory region binding. NCBI's taxonomy places the organism in Eukaryota, Viridiplantae, Streptophyta, Magnoliopsida, Fagales, Juglandaceae.
UUAAAUUGGAACUUCUGAUCUCUCUCUGUGAUCUCUGGCUAGUACUUUGAUCUCUUGAUCAUCAGCAGACAAGUGUGGUACUGAUCUCUCAAAUGGCACCAAAGAAUGCUGGAUCGUCAGCUAAGAAAGUAAUGAACAAAGGAGCAUGGACAGCAGAGGAAGAUCAAAAACUGUCACAGUACAUUGAAAUCCAUGGAGCAAAGAGGUGGGAAACAGCUGCCGCUACAGCAGGUUUGAAUCGAUGCGGGAAGAGUUGCAGACUCAGAUGGCUGAAUUAUCUGAGACCCAACAUCAAAAGAGGCAACAUUUCAGAUGCAGAAGAGGACUUGAUACUUAGGCUUCAUAAACUACUAGGGAACAGAUGGUCUUUGAUUGCUGGGAGACUUCCGGGACGAACCGACAAUGAGAUAAAGAAUUAUUGGAAUUCUCAUUUGAACAAGAAAAUAAAUCAAGCCAUGAUCGAGAAGACAUUGGAGAUUCCAACAGCAGUAGUAGUACGAGAUCGUACUAAAAUAACUAUGCCUCAAAAAUCUGGUGCCAGCAUUAAUGAUCAGGUGGGCAUCGAGGCAGCAGGUGGUCAUGUCAAAGAAAAUGGGUACACUAAGCUGGCCGCCAACUUUGAGUUUAGUACUGACUUAGGAUCAUCUACUGGUUUAGAGUGGGCGAACAAGUUUCUUGAACUAGACGAUGAUGCUUGGCUUUUUGGAGAAAAUAUGAGUUAUUAA